Molecule: messenger RNA, 1467 nt
Organism: Rhododendron vialii
Lineage: Eukaryota; Viridiplantae; Streptophyta; Magnoliopsida; Ericales; Ericaceae
Exons: 6
Coding region: 1-1467 (488 amino acids)
Molecular function (GO): DNA binding
Source: RefSeq, a predicted model, not a curated record
AUGGCAGAAAUUAAAGAGCAAAUUCGUCCUAAAUUGAAAAAUGGCAACCGAAACACUCCUCCUUAUUAUAGACGAUGUGAUCGCGCUAAGGGCUACAUUCUAUGUGAGGGAAACCAAGUAGUAGAUAACCUAGCAAGUAUGGGACUGCGCCACCGAUUGUGUCGCUGUCUAUUUCCCACUUCUCAGUUGAAGCUUGAGACUCUCCACCAUUUACGUUUUUCUAAUAUUGGUUCUCAGCAAGUUUGGGAAACCUCUUUGGUGUCUUUCGUCAUUAUGCCGCACCAAACACCAGAUAUGGCUUGGAUGACAUCUGAAAAUUCUAGUAAAAAUGACCCCGGUUGGAAGUAUUGCGAAAAGGUUGAUCCACACAAUAAUAUCAAGUUGAAAUGUAUUUUUUGUAACGAAGUGAAAAAUGGGGGUGUGUCAAGAAUCAAGCAACAUCUUGCAGGAGGAGCUAAAAGGAAUACGGCGGCAUGUUGCCGAUGCCCACCUGAGGUUAGAGAUGAGAUGAGGGAGUUUAUACGUAAAAGGGAUGAAGCAAAGAGUCAAAUUAAGUCUAUACCAGAUUUUGAUGUUGCAAUGAAUGAUGAUGAUUAUGACUUGGACCUGGACGAUGAUAUUAUUGAAUUCAAUCCCCGUUCUAAGAAAUCUUCUACUCACGGAAGCACAACCUCCACAUCUAUUCAUUCUAAGCCUAAGAAACCAAGAACCAUAGGGCCUCUCGACACUUACUACACUCCUGAACCAGAGGUGGUAGUGGAAAAUAGAAAAGCCAAUGGCAAACAGUCAAAAAUUGAUGAGAAUGAACCAUAUAAGAAAAUAUUGAAAGACCGGGCUCAUCAGGCUAUUGCAAGGUGGAUAUAUGAUUGUGGGAUACCUCUAAAUGUUGUGAACAAUGAUAGUUUUGCGCCAAUGAUAGAGGCUAUUGAGCAAUACGGUCCGGAGGUAGAACAUGUUAACAAGUUGAUGGAGGAGCACAAAAAAGACCAGGAACAAUAUGGGUGUACGCUAAUGAGCGAUGGGUGGACUGAUAGGAAAAAUAGAACAUUGAUGAAUCUUUUGGUGAAUUCUCCUAGAGGGACCAUGUUUCUUAAAUCUAUGGAUGCGUCUGGAAUUGUAAAGGAUGCAGAAAUGAUAUAUGAAUUGCUUGAUGGGUGGGUGGAGCAUAUUGGAGAAGCAAACGUGGUUCAAGUUGUUACAGAUAGCGCCGCGGCAAAUGUGGCGGCAGGGAGGUUGUUGGAGGCAAAACGACCUCACUUGUUUUGGUCUCCGUGUGCUGCCCAUUGCUUGGACUUGAUGUUAGAAGACAUUUUUAAGUUACCAAAUUUGAAGACAAAUUGGGAAAGGGCAAUAAUGAUUCAUGGUUAUAUUUAUAAUCGACCCUCUUUGUUGAAUAUGAUGAGGCAAUUUACCAAGAGAAGGAGCUCGUUAAGCCGGCAAAAACUCGAUUUGCAACCGCUUUUUUGA